This is a messenger RNA of Lepisosteus oculatus (spotted gar), 5222 nucleotides long. RefSeq names its product protein delta homolog 1. NCBI's taxonomy places the organism in Eukaryota, Metazoa, Chordata, Actinopteri, Semionotiformes, Lepisosteidae. The record is from RefSeq and is a predicted model, not a curated record. Gene Ontology annotation, molecular function: calcium ion binding.
GGUUGGAGUGCUGGACAGCUCCUUUCUCCAAACAGUGCAGUGUGAAGGCGCAUUUCACAGUCUGUCUCCUGAGCCGAAGUGCAAACGUGGUAACUAAAGAGACAAAACUGAAAUGAAGUAAAAAUAAGUUUUGGUUCUCUUUGCAUGUGAAAGAUGUCAAAUAUGACUUUAUGGCUUUAACGUUCCAUUGACAUUAUCCUGGAGUGAAAAUACAAUUUUCACGCUGAAAGAGGAACAACGGGUCAAAACAGGAUAAUGAGCUUUUAAUCAUAGAGCCGAGACUCGGGAUGGAUUUUUCGACUCUUCACUCUCUACUCGCAGUCUGCCUUUUGUUCCUUCUAACAGUCUGCAUCAGCGAUGGUACAGAAUGUAUUGGUUGCAAUCCAGAGAACGGCUUCUGUGAGACAUCUGGAGAGUGCAGGUGCAGACCCGGGUGGCGAGGUCAGACCUGCGAUCAGUGCGUGCCGUACCCCGGCUGCUUACACGGGACCUGCCAGAAACCGUGGCAGUGCAUAUGUGAAGAGGGAUGGGUGGGGAGUCAGUGUGACAGAAACAUCCACUCCUGUAUGUCACAGCCCUGUUCUAAUAACUCCACAUGCAUUGAAACUGGCAACGGAGGAUACAUCUGUAUAUGCGCACAUGGGUACACAGGGAAAAACUGUCAGCAGAAGAUGGGACCGUGCUUCACUAACGGGUCUCCGUGCCAAAAUGGAGGAACCUGCCAAGAUUAUAACGGGUCUGCAUUGCACCCCUCCUGCUUGUGCCCCCCGGGUUUCAACGGAAAUUUCUGUGAAAUUGAUUUGGAUGACUGUGAAUCCAGCCCUUGUGUUAAUGGUGGGACCUGUGUAGACCAUGGGCCUGAUUACACCUGCCUUUGUCCUGGGAGAUUCAGUGGAAAAAACUGCAAUGACACUCUGGUUCCUUGUGUCAGCCAUCCGUGUGAAAAUGGUGGGAGGUGCCUACAACAUACAGAUGGGAAUUUCCACUGUGUCUGCAAGCCAGGGUUUACAGGAAAAGCUUGCAGCUCCCACAGGGUCAAAGCUUCCAGACCCCCUGAUAAAGAGCCCAGCCAUGUUCAGCACUACAGCUUGCCUUCUCACGUCUUUCACAAAAUGUUGCAUCAUCAGGAUCGGGAAGUCCUGAAGAUCACCAUGAAAGAAACAGUCCACAGCUCCAACUCCCUCAUCAACAAAAGCCAAGUCAUCUGCUUCAUUGUGCUGGGUUUACUGACCUGUCUUGUUGUUCUGGGCACAACUGGAAUCGUUUUCUUCAACAAAUGUGAGAUGUGGAUGGCCAAUGCCAAAUACAGCCAGCUUGUGCGAAAGCAGAGGAAUCAUUUCUUAAAAGCCAACAAUGGGGAGGAGCAUUCCAUGAACAUUAUUUUGCCAGAGAAAAUUAAAUUGACCAACUAUGGAAAACAUUACACAUCAAUCUGAUCCCUCCACCGGGUUGUGCUGCCUCUUAAAAAUCCAAAUUAUGUACAAUAAUUUGAAAAGCAAAUGUUCAUAGCAAUAGCUCAAGACUUAUUGAGGCUGUACAACUUUUCCUGAGCACUGGCGUUUUACUGUGCAUUUGAAAACUAAAAUACAAACAGUUUUCUGCUGGUGUAAAAUAAAAAAUAUUGUUUAUUAUGAAAAUUGAUUAGUAUACUGGUGCACACAAGAAAUGCAGCAGUCAGAUCUAUUGAAUAAUACAUUUUAAGAUGUGAUGUCAAACACAAUAACAAAAAGUGAAAAAAUACACAUUAAAGAGUCUUGAUAAGUUUUUAUAAUCAUAAAACAUUGUCAAAAACAAAAACAGGUAUAUUUAGUUAGGUUUCAAUAUCAGCUCCCUGAGCAUUAACACAAUACUGGAAGCAUUGACUCAUAGAUCUGAUACUGUAUAUCUCUGGACAGACUGGAUGUUCAGGCACUCUUCCUGUCUGCAGACAGGUGGCGGAGGUGAGACAUUUGUGGUUGUCUCUUUUUGAUGGAAUUGACAAGUCGGUCCCACUGUGGAAGUUGUUGAACUACUAUCAUUGUAACACCUUGCUUGAAAAUGUACACUUUUGGAUUGACUUGGAGCAACAAAACCUAUUGACUUAAGGACUUUGUUGAUGUGCCGCUGAGCAGUAAGGUUCUCCUUAAUGUAUGUCAAAGCUGUUUUUGUUUUAAAGCCCACAUCAUCACACUUUCAUUCGCCAUCUUAAUCACCUCAAUACCCAACACAAUCUUAACACAAAUCCAUACAUGUUGUGCUCCUUUUAGAUCUGUCAAGAAUUAAACAAUCAUGGUGAAUAAAAGCCUCUACUUCUUCUUCCACUGCUUCAGAGGCUCAAUGGCAAUUUCUUCUUUCAGUUGUGUCAACAUUAUUCCUGAAUGUCUUCCAAACAUGCAGUUCAUUUUCUUACAGGUAGAGACCUGCGGUCCUUCUGUUAAUGUGUUAUUCUUUUUGGAAUCCCUAACAAUGCAGCAACUGCAGUCUUUUGAGAAUGAUGGAUAAAGACAUGUAUCACAGACAGGCUGCCUUUAAUCAUACUAAGGGAAAGAGAUUUUCAUCGUUUCAACAAGGCAUGGUUGUAACUUUCACAAUUCUGACAUUAAGUAAAAUCAUAUCUCUUGAUUAGCUUUUAAUAAAGAUGCUUAAUCAACAUAUUGUGGCAAUUUUAAUUCAAAUACCAAACAAUGAACAUCUACUUGGCUCUUUUGUAAAUCACAUAACUUGAGCUCAAGGAUGAAUACUUGUUCCUAAGAGUUGAUUUAUCCUAAGGAACCAUACUACUUAGACAAUAAAUGAACAUUUUAUAAAUAUAAAUAUCAUCAUGUACAGUAUGUGUCCAAUAAGCUACAGAUAUAAAUGUUGCAUUUUUUAUUGUGCAUCAGUACUGUAUGUGUGCCAUUUAGACUUUGCAUUUGUAAUUCCUGAAUUCUUUGAUCAAAUGGGAUUAGGAUGAUACAGUAAAUACAAAUCGGAAAUGGAUUAAACUCACAAAUUUAAAUUUGGUUUCACGACUUUUCUAUGAAACCAGUAUGUUUAUAAGUAUGAGUUGUAGGUAUUUGAAAUAGGAUUUUCAAACUAAGCCCCUGCAGGAAAAAAGCAAUAUAAAAAAAGCGUUUUUGGUAGAAUUAUCCUGACACAUCUGUUUUGGGUUUCAUCAUUUUUUUGCUAAUUGAAGAAUAAGCCUUUUGAAUGAAAACAGUGCUAGUUUGACAAACUGACAGACAGCAGUGUCACAUCAGUGAGAAGCAUUUAGUGGAUAAGUACCCGUUGUAAUUAAAAAACAUCAAUCAGUGCAGAAAACUGAAGUGUUAAUUUAUGAAUUAGACUUAAUGAUAGCAUGGUUAAUGACCAACAGUUUUACUGUAUUUCACACAGAUAUGAUUCAUUGCUCUAUGCUUGUGAAGUGUGUCAAAGCAAAAUAAAGCUGCCAACAAAAACAACUCCAAUAAAAACACUCAGAAUAAAACAUCCUGUUUUAUGGGUGUGAAUAUAUUAAUUUAAAUUGCCAACUGGGAAGAAUAUACUUCAACUGUUCUUAGCCUUCCUAAAAGGGACUCUUUACUGUACAUUCAUUCAACAGAAUGUCUGCAGGGAAAUCCCACAAAUAAAGCACUUUUAGAUAUUGCUACACUCAAUUCACAGAGAAAUGGGGUCCUGGUGCUUAAUCUAAAUUAUUUUUUAACACUGUUUGAUAUUUUGAGUGUUUUUAUUCAUGCUUCCUUUUUAUUCUCUUACUAAAUAUUUUAAAUGUUGUGAUGUAAAUGUUUAGCCCCCUUUUGACUAUUUUGUUUCAAAUGUGAGCUCAGCAUGCAUUUUAUAAAUAUAUAAUGGUAUCUCAGAAAAGACAGAGUGAGAUGAUGAAUUGUGUGAACAUUGCCAACUGAAUGAAAUAUAAGCUUGCUGUUAAUAUAGUUUGACUAGACCCCGAUCACUCCAUUUGCAAUAUUUAUUUUCCUUUGCAGUUUGAUCUUGAAGAACUCCCUGAUGUCAAAGUUAAUAAAAAAACAUGUUGACAAGGCUCACCUUUUAAGACUACUGCACCAUUGUGAUCUGUUUUACACUGUAUGUAAAAAAGAUUUAUGACCUGUUCCGAAGAUUUUAGUUUUUCACCGUCGCUGCAUUUUAUGAAAAGAGAAAGAUAAGAAAAAAAUCAUUAAGUUUGUGAAGAGGGGGUCUAAAAUGGCUUUCUGUUUACUUGUUGUUAUGAAGUCUGUCAUGUGGAGGAAGCAAAAUUGUUUUUCUGUUUAGGAGAAAAGAAAUAAAAAUGGCAGUAAUGGUAAUAAAAAAUACAUUUUUAUCUAGCGAGAUGAAUCCUGUUGAUGUAUUAGGUACUACAAUUCUUAUAGUUUGCUAACAUCCAUUGAAUUCAACACCUACUGCAUUACCUAGAAAGGUGCAAGGACCAAUAUCAUUAUCCCAUAUAAUUAGUUAUUUUACAGCUACUAUAUAUUAUACUGUAUAUGAACUACAGCUGUACAUUGCAAAAACACUAUGUACUAUUGUAAGGCUUUGUGUUCCAGAUCAAACUUUACUUCAACAGUAAGCAGACAAUGCUUUACAAGUUAUUUAAAAUAAGUAAAUAUGAUAUAUCCUAUUGUAUGGUUCCACAGACCAUGAUAAGCACUGAUUGUGGACUACCUUACUAUUACAGGUAACAGGUUUAGGUGUAAAUUAAUUUUUAUCUUAUUUUUACCACCAGCCUUAAAUUACACUGUAGUGCUAUGAACAUUAUAAACUUAGUCGCAAUGAUGUGUACUUUAACCUACAUGUCAAAUACGGUUUAUAAUUUCUAUCAUUCAGAUUUUGCCCAAUGAUACUAUACAAAAUACAUAUAUUCAAAUACAUACUGUAUAUGUCAAGGUCAUUUAUUGCAUUGAUGAUUAUAAUUGAGGAAAUGGAAUCUGUGAAAAUUGUAUGGAUUGUCCGGGAAUGUCUGAGUCUCACAAUACAAGUGAAAGCAUAGUGAAAGCAAAGCCCUGGAGAAUCACUUUUCUCUUCCCUUGAGUUACAGUAUAAAAUUUCCCUCUCUACUGUAUGUAUCUUCUUAAAUAUAGCUCCCCAUUUGCCAAGUGAUUGGCAAAAGUGACAAGCAAAAUCAUUGCUCUUUUCUAUGUGAGGUUGUUAUUAUUAUUUCUUAUUACAUAUUGUAUGGCACUAUGCUCCAAGUGUAAUUAAUCAGUGUUUAAUAUUUAUUGGGUGUUCUUAUUUUUAACAAAAAUAAACUGAAGUAUGAACACUUUCAA